AGUGAUGAAAUAUAUUCUCUGUCUUCUACUUGCUGGGGGCAUCAGUGCUCGUGUCGCUCCGAUUGAAUCUAUCGUCGGUCCCGGAGCCCCAUGCAUCGGUGAAGAAUGUGGUGAUAAUUUAUCAAAUCCCUGCAGUCUUAUAAAAUGCAGUAACGGAUCUCACUGCGUUCCUCGGGGUACUACCGGAAGAUGUGUUCUAGAUUCUAACCCGUGCGCAUCAAUCAAGUGUGGUCGCGGAUAUCAUUGCGCUGUGGAAAAUGGACAAGGAGGAUGUGUUCCGAAUGUCCCUUCCGAAGUCGAUCUCUGUAGCCUUGUGAAAUGUGCACUUGGUGGUCACUGUGAAAACGGAAACUGUGUUCCAGAUGUCCCCUCCGAAUACGACCUCUGUAGCCAGGUAAAAUGUGCGAUUGGUAGCCGCUGUAAAAAUGGAGUUAGCGAAAUCAAUUUUGUGGUCCGAAAUUUCACAAAAAAAGCGUUUAGACGGCAUCCCAAUCAAUCCAUGCCAGCUUAUUCAGUGCCCCGCUGGACAGAAAUGUGUAUUCGGCAACAAACCUGCAACCUGUGUUCCAGAUGUGGCCUUCUCUGUUGGUUUUGCAUAAAUCUAUUUAAUCUUUGAAGCAUGACAAUUCCAAUGUGAUAAACAUUUGAUUAUACCACUUAUUUUUCAAAGUAAGCACAGUAAUAAGUAUUUGAUAAUUGUUAA
This is a messenger RNA of Caenorhabditis elegans, 703 nucleotides long. RefSeq names its product Follistatin-like domain-containing protein (gene F46B3.14). The transcript has 7 exons. NCBI's taxonomy places the organism in Eukaryota, Metazoa, Nematoda, Chromadorea, Rhabditida, Rhabditidae. The record is from RefSeq and is marked reviewed. The coding region runs from base 5 to 616 and encodes 203 amino acids.